AUGGAGAAGAAACGAGAGAACUCCGCUGAGACUUUUGUUACAUGGAUAGAAAACCAUAGUGUACUUGAGAAGGCAGCUAUUUUAAGUGGAUUAGUGGUUCUUGUAUCAGUUUUGGUAGGAUGGAUUACCUUAUUUAUUGUGUUCGUAGGAGUACUGCUUCUGGGGGGAUGGGCUGCACAGUCAGUUAUAACGUCGAAUCAAAUUUGGCAAUCUGAUAAAGUACUCGAUCUAUUCAAAGUUUUUGAAAACGGGACUCAAACAAUCCUUAAAAGCGAUGCCACAUAUACAAGCGGUUCAGAGAGAUCGAUAAAUUCAGAGCUGAAACAGUUUGUGCAAAACAUCAUGCAUGAUUUUAUUUUGGCUUGGUAUGUUGAACUCAGUGAUAAUGAUCAAUGUACUUCAGAAUUAUUCAGUCACUUAGAAGAUAUUUCCGUGGAUAUUACAAACAGGCUAUCUAAAGUCAGUCAGCAUGCAAUCGCUGAACAGUGCCUCCGCCAGUUUCAUAAACACUACCAUGAUUAUAACCAAGCAAGGACAAAGCUGGGAAUGUCUUUAUCUCCUGCCAAUCGAGGGUCACAUACAACAAUUUCCAAGCACGAAAUUGUAGAUACUUAUUUUACAGUUACAGAUGAACAUAUCGCUAUUAAGAAUUCUGAUUUUGAAUGCCAGUAUUUACGAAGUAUUGUUAAGACUUUCAUGAAGUUGGUUUUCCCAAAAACUAUGUACGAUUGUAGGGCAGGUAGAAAAAUGCUACAAGAAAUUGUAACUUGUAAGGUCAUUCUUCCCAUUGUGGAUUUAUUAUCGGAUCCAGAUUUUAUUAAUAGAGCAGUUUUUAAAAUACUUUCUGAUGGACCAAAUCCAAAAGUUAAAGAUGAAUUGGACACUAGGAUUUCAACCAAGGGUAAGGAAAAAGACCAAUGUGAAGAAGGUUCAUCAGGGAUUACUCAAGACACAGACUUAAAAGAUAACAGAGACCUACAAUGUAGUUUAACCAUGAAACAACAAAAUUCAAAUGAGUCUUCUGUUGUUGGAGGAGCUACAGAAAUUUCUAUGAUGUGCACUCCUGAACCUAAAAAUGAAGGGAAAAGUUGCAAUGCAUACAUGUAUAAAUUAGGUGUUGGGGAAAUGUCAUUGAAUCUCAGUAACCAUGAAGAUAUGACAGAUGGAACUUUACAAAUGAAGUCACCAACUAGAUCACAUUCUCAUCCAGCAUCUCCUACAAUGACUAAAAUCACAAAUUUUCCCGGUGAAGCAAGAUCAAGUCCAUCCUCACCAACUAGCAGACAUCCACAAAGUCCAGAUUUGUCACCAAUAAGAAAAUCCAAAGUAGCUACUUCCCCAACUUCACAUGGUUUGAAACAUGCAAGUAGUAACUCCUCACUGGAUACCAAUUCACCAUUUGAAGAUAUUGAUGUUGAUACCUUAUUUACAAAUAGUGGCAAGCCAUUAAUGAGAGGACAAACCCUUGAUGAUUCUUUUACAAAACUUCACAAAAGAGUGGAUUCAAUCCAGCAAGCCAUUUAUCACAACUUGUGUUUUCCCGGUUCUGAGAUAGCUACUGAGUACAGAAGCAGUAAAGAGUACACACUCUAUCUCAUACAGUAUGAGACACUACGCAGCGGAAACUCAUCAGAUUCACCCAAGUAUGAUGUACACAUGGUAAAAAGAAGAUAUCGAGAGUUUCUUAAUUUACAUAGUAGAUUAGAAGACAAUGCACAAUUGAAAAAGCAUAUCAAAGAUGUGAAAGAGCCGAGUCGACUAUUUACAUUGCCAGUUGGAAAUAUGAACAAGGAGUAUGUUGAAUACAGAAGACGAUUUCUUGAAGCUUAUAUUUUGGGUUUGUUGGGUAAACCAAUAAUACAUACCAGUACUGAGAUUAGAGAAUUUCUUGCAUAUGAGUGUGAUACUCACAUUGAGUUCGUGAAAAAAGCACCAGAGAUUGUUCCCAGAUUGGACAAGAUAUUGGUGCGAGGAGUCAGUGAUUUCAUUGAUACUCUAAAAACUGCCGUUGUCUCGAAUACUGAAAGUCAAGAGUCCUAUAGAGAGAUUGAUGAGCGUGCAAUGAAUGAAAGUUUGGUGGAAGAAGCUGAGGUUGCCAGUAGAAUGUUUGCCUUCCCACAAGCGCUAUACCAUUCCCCAGUUGAAAAUAUGAUGGCCAUGUAUCAACAUGAAAUUGAUUACAACUCUGAUGAUUGGUAUCCAUGGCAACUUGCUGGAGAUAAAGUAGAUAGUGGUAAAAAUAGUGACAAUCUAGGAUCUUUAUUGGGACCAAGAUCUCAGGGAGAUGGCUGUGAUGUUAGUGAACCAAUGAAGGAAGUUGGUUUGGAGACAUCUGAGAUUCCAUUGGCGAUGCUUACACAGUGUAUAUUAUGUGAAACUUUUCAACAUUGUCACAAUUCAUGGUUAGUGUUAGACAAUAUACAGCAUAUCAUGACCACUAUAACAGGAAAACUGUUCCAUAGGUGGUUAGAGAUACAGGUCAGUGACCUGACAACCCCGACAAAAUGGGCGUUUUAUAUCUCAGAGUUAAGAGAAGCAAUAUGGAGUAAGAAGAAAACCAAGCCGAGAACAAAAGAUGAGAAACAUGAAAUCAAACAACUUGCUCAUCAAAGUCUGUGUGAAUUCUUUCCAAGUUUACUUAAAACCAUAGUAGGCGAGGAUGAGUACAGAUUGUCACUGGAGGAUGCUUUACAAUCAUUACAACAUGAAAGAAUUAACAGGAACUUUUUGUUUAUUAUGCUGGAUAUUGCCAUGGAUAUGAUUGCUCCAGAAAUUAGAACAAUGAAAUUACAGCAUAGUCUACUGGAAAAGAAAUAG
Messenger RNA from Saccoglossus kowalevskii, 2817 nucleotides. Its product is annotated as sorting nexin-19-like. Gene Ontology annotation, cellular component: intracellular membrane-bounded organelle. Gene Ontology annotation, molecular function: phosphatidylinositol binding. The record is from RefSeq and is a predicted model, not a curated record. Lineage: Eukaryota; Metazoa; Hemichordata; Enteropneusta; Harrimaniidae.